AUGGCUCGUACUUACAUAAAGGGAGAUUUUGAUCGACUAAUGAAAGAUGCAAGCAAAAUCGAUGAUAGGUUGAGGCCUUACCUGUUUGAAAUUGGCUAUGAAAAAUGGUCUAUAGCACAUUCAAACGUCAAUAGAUCAAUGGUGAUGAUUUCGAAUAUUGCAGAGUCGCUGAAUUCAGCAAAUAGAGAGGCACGAGAACUGCCAGUAAAGAAGCUACUACAAUUCAUGAUGGAUUUGGUAAUGACAUGGAAUAAUAGAAACAGAAUGAAUGCACAGGCAACAUUUAUUAAAUUAGGAAACAAGUACAACACAAUAAUGAGGGAAAAUCUCUUUUUAUCAGAUAAAAUGAAGGUAAUGGUUUCUACCAGUCAUGUGUAUGUUGUGAUUGAUGAAAUUCAAAAGUGA
This is a messenger RNA of Capsicum annuum, 405 nucleotides long. RefSeq lists its product as uncharacterized. The transcript is spliced from 2 exons. The record is from RefSeq and is a predicted model, not a curated record. Bases 1 to 405 code for a protein of 134 amino acids. NCBI's taxonomy places the organism in Eukaryota, Viridiplantae, Streptophyta, Magnoliopsida, Solanales, Solanaceae.